Molecule: messenger RNA, 1073 nt
Organism: Lactuca saligna
Lineage: Eukaryota; Viridiplantae; Streptophyta; Magnoliopsida; Asterales; Asteraceae
Source: the annotation of a GenBank genome assembly
AUCGAGGGCAAUUAUGUCCAACUAUAUAAAUUCAUACGAGAAUCCAGUUUCAACUCUUCUAGCCCCCCUUAACGGUGUUAGGGUUUAUUUGGGUUGAAGAGGAAACCGACGACACACCCGAAGAAUCACCGCUUGAUUUCGUCAAUUAUCGUAAUUAGUCACUCGAUUUUGUUAAAUUGGCUGAGAAAUUAGUCGACUUUGAGUUCCGAUAAUAUCUAUUGUAACAGGUAGUGAAACAAUGAUGUUUCAGUAAACCGAAUCGAUUUGAUAAAGACACACACACAUAUGCGCACAAACUGAACUCAAGUUGCUAUAUUUCUUAAAAUGCCAAAAUCCAAGCCCUCAGUAUGCUCAUAUGUUCAUGCACUUCCUAGGUGAUAAUGGUAUAUGCUUGUCUGAGAUACUGACUGAUGGAUCCUGAAAGCAAGAGGUUUGGAAGAGGUCCAAAGGAACUUACGGGUGGUGUGGAUCUUAUAAAUUACUACAAAUUAUUUCCUCAUUAUGAGCUUUUCUGCAAGAAGUCGCUUCCUUUAUCCAUUUCAGAUGCACAUCACCUUCGUAAUGUUGUUGGAGACACAGUGAUUCGGAAAGGUGAAGGAAUGGAAUUGAAUCAGCUCAUUGAAAAUGAAAAUUCAUCCUUCUCAAAGUCAAGAGUCACAAAUACACGCAUCCAACCAUUUGACCUGAACGCCCUCAGGGAUGCCUUUUACUUGAGGGAAACUUUUCCUAUUGACUUGCCACCUUCAGAAAAGGGGAUUCCUACCCAAGUUGGAAUAUCUAAAAGUGAAUCUAAGGACAAAGAAAAGAAGCAUAAAAAACACAAGGACAAGAAUAAAGAGCAUAAAAAACACAAACAUCGAAGUAAACAUCAUGAUUUUGGUGCUGAAAACUUGAAGAAACCCAAUGAGAAGAAAAGGAAGCAUGAUGGAGAUGAGGACCUCAAUGGCAUUCACAGGCACAAGAACAGUAAGCAUAAGAUGGACAGAUUUGUCAAACUAAUUAAGAACUAUCCAAAGAGCAACCGAAUAUCAUUAAGAAGGUUUUAUACAUCCUCUUGCAUGAAAGUAUGGUAG